CCCAUUUUCACUGGAAGUUUAGCUUGCUCCAUUUUGCUGCUCUAUAUUUGUUGUAUAAACCCAUUUUCUGCUGAGGUUUAGCCUGCUCCAUUCUGCUGCUCUAUGUUUGCUCUGUAAAUCCAUUUUGUGUGGAAGUUUAGCCUGUUCCAUUCUGCUGCUCUAUAUUUGCUCUGUAAACCCAUUUUCUGUGGAAGUUUAGCCUGCUCAGAUUUCUAUCAGCUUAUCUCAAUGAAGAAGGGUACAAGUGACACGAGAACAAGUAAAGCAUCUGACACAAAGGAGAAGGGAAAGAGAGGAAGAGUCGAAUCAAGGUUGGCAUUGGUUAAAGCAAAAGAUUUAGACCAACCAAAACGACCUAGGGGAAGACCCCCUAAGAACAUCGAUUCUACAAAGGAGAUUGGUUCGUCAAGUGUACCUAAGAGACAAGUCCAUCGAACCCCAAAGAGGAAAAAUAAAAUAUGUUCCUUCCCAUCAGCAAUUCAGCAAAACUGGGAAGAAGUCAAAUUCCAUCUUCUUGAAAUACAAAAGGAGAUUGAGAAAAUAAAGAUAGAGAUGGUUAACGUGCAACUUGAACAGGCUACAAUUGUGGCUACAUUAAAGAAUGGAAUAAAAACCCAACAAGAAGCUAUCACUAAAAUCAAAAGAGAGAUGAUGGAUGUUCAGUUCCAGCAAAUUGUGCAAGCAGAAGUCAUAUCUAACAUAUCUUAGGAUGAAUGGCGCGGAUAUAAUUUUGAACUUAUCUUUCACUAUGCAAAUUAUGAUAUAUAAUAUCAUGAGGUUUAAUUUUGAAGUGUGUUAAAAUUGUAUAAAUAAACUCAAAUAUACUUUACAUGUAAUGUCAUGCACAUAAUGUUUUGUUUUA
Molecule: messenger RNA, 862 nt
Organism: Cryptomeria japonica (Japanese cedar)
Lineage: Eukaryota; Viridiplantae; Streptophyta; Pinopsida; Cupressales; Cupressaceae
Exons: 4
Coding region: 229-708 (159 amino acids)
Molecular function (GO): DNA binding
Source: RefSeq, a predicted model, not a curated record